This is a messenger RNA of Scutellospora calospora, 3396 nucleotides long. Lineage: Eukaryota; Fungi; Glomeromycota; Glomeromycetes; Diversisporales; Gigasporaceae. The record is from the annotation of a GenBank genome assembly.
AUGCCUUCAAAAAAGACUAUUAAAGAAAAUUCCCAGCAACAAAUUUUAAUAAGUGUUGACCACGAGGAAGGUUUGACAUCAAACGAUGUAUCAUUAAAACUUUCUUCUGCAGGACAGAUAUUAGAAAAAGAUUUAACUAUUACAAAUAGCAUAAAUGAUGUAGAUACGAAUACAAAUAUUACAAUAGGGCAGGAUACCCAUGAUAAAAUUUGUAGUAAUGAAGAGAAAUCCUCGGUAAAAAUCGCAUCUCGCUCCAAAUCAAAUGCUAUACAGGUUUUAAACAAGUCGAAUUUGACUUCUGCGCAAGCAAAACAGACUAAUGUUGCAAAAGAAAAACCAAAAUCUAAUGCAAAGACAGAAAUAGAUAAAAAAAAAGUUACAUCAACUCCUAAAAUUAAAAAUGUAAAUUCUCGAAAACAAAAAAAUGAGCCUAUCUCAACUAUAGAUGAUAAUUCCUCAGAAAAUAAUAAAUCAUUAAGUAAAAGACGUUCAGCACCUCCAAAAUUAAACCUUACUGCCAAAAAUCGUCCUAUUGAUCCACCAAAACAGUCUCCCUUGAGGUCUACCGUUACAUCUGAUUCAUUAGCAAACCUCCAGCUUGUGUCUCCUAAAAUAAUAGAAUUACGUCGUUCAGAACCUUUUUCUUCAAAGUCUAACGGUAAUAUGGAUGAGGAUAAUCAAUCUACUGCGACAAAUACUCAAAAAAAAAGUACAAAGCAACCAUCGUUCUCUUCUAAAGUUCGCCGUGGCUCCACUGUAAGGACUCAAACCAAAAAGGCGCCAUCUGCUUUGGGUGUCUUACCUAAAGGAGAACUUAAUCAAGAAUUACUUGCAAGAUUGGAAGAACAAAAUUCUCAAUUGCCUCCACAGGAUUCUACAGAAUUCCUUCUUGCACGUCUCGAACGUCAAAAUGAAAUGCUGGAUAGCGAUCCUAAAUCAGUUUGCAUUAAAUCUAAUGUCCUUAAAGCCAACUUAGAAACAGUUCAAUCCCUUAUCAACAAUAACACAAACUUAACAGUAAAAGAUGUUUCGGAUGAAAUAAUUCCUGUUCUUGAAAAUGAAGAUUUUUCUGAUAUCAUUGAUUUGGACUUUUGGACUGCAAUAAUUCAAGAUUACACUUCAGUGGCAGCAAAGCUUCCUCAUCUUCUUGCAGCAAAGUUACAACAAGGUUUACCUCCAAAAUUGAGAGGUUUGGUUUGGCAAUCUAUGAGCCAGGCUUCUUCGACUUAUCUCGAAACGAUGUAUUCUCAACUUUUAACGGAAUCUUCUCCUUAUGAUAAAAUAAUUCAACGAGAUUUAGCUAGAACAUUUCCUUCUAUAGAAAUGUUUAAAGAAGAAAAUGGUGAAGGACAAACGAUGCUCUGGAAUGUAUUAAAGGCUUAUAGUCUUUAUGAUCCCUUGGUAGGAUAUUGUCAAGGUCUCGGGUUUUUGGUUGGACCACUAUUAAUGAAUAUGAAGGAAGUUCAAGCAUUUUGUGUUUUCGUUAGAUUGAUGGAAACAUAUGAUAUGAGAACCAUGUUCACACUUAACAUGGAAGGACUUCAGCUUAGACACUACCAAUUUUCCGCUCUUCUCUCACAAAUUCUUCCUAAUCUUCAUGCACAUUUCCUUGAAUACGGGGUCAAUGUAGCCAUGUUUGCUUCUCAAUGGUUCUUGUCCCUUUUUGCUUACACAUACCCCUUGCCACUUGUCUUGCGAAUUUAUGAUAUCGUAUUCGCUGAAGGAGCGCCUGAAACGAUCAUGCGUGUCGCUGUUGCUCUGUUACAAAAGAAUGAAGCUAAAUUGCUUGAACUUGAGGAAUUUGAGGAUUUGUUAGAUUUUCUUACAUCAAGUCUCUACGAGUCAUACAAUAAUGAACCUACUGGAUUAAUACAUGAUGCCAUGGCUUUAAGUUCAGUGAUUACAAAAGCCAAAUUGGAUCAACUCUCAGAGAUCUAUGUCAAGGAAUUGGAUGAACAAAAGAAGAGGGCAGAUGAAUUAGUUGCAGUUAGGUUUAAUGGAAGGUUUGGUAGAAACAAAAAGGAGAAGAAGAGCCGUGAGAAACGUGACAAACCUAAACGUUGGACAUUCAGCGCUCUUCCAAGUUCGAGGGAUUCUUCUAGCACAGCUAGCGAUUUGUCUACAUCGGAAAAUGAAUCUUCUCAAGCCUCAAUCCCAACACCACUUUCACCAAGUAGUGCAAAUAUUGGAAUUUUGCAUCAACAGAUAGAAGAUCUCGUGACAGCACUAUCGCUUCUUCAAAAAGAACAUGUAGAUGUUACCGAACAACUAGUAACCAUUAAAAUGGAAAAGAUGGACUUUAUAACAGAAAUUGAAUCAUUAAAAUCGAAAUUAAAAGGUUUAGAAAAAGAAAAUAAGAGAAUGUCAACAGAUUCAAUAUAUUCAAUUGAAUCUACAACUACUUUAAAUGAUGAAAAUUCAUAUUCUGAACGAACGACUAGAAUAUCAUCACCAGUAACUCCACCCUCUUUAUCGAAGGCAGAAUUUUUCAUAAAACAACAUGAAGCUUUCAAAUCAAAAAAUUCACAAACACAACAUCUAUCCGAAUCAACAUAUACCACGAUGCCUAAUCAGAAAUCGACUUUAGGUAACGAAAAAGUACAUGAUACUAAUACAGAUAAUUGGACGCAUGAAUUUAAGAAAGAUUUUAUGAGUGAAACCACAAUGGCUGAAGAGCUCGAACGAGUAAAAGAGGAAAAAUGGGAAUUAAUUCAAGAAAACAUAGAAUUAGUCAAACGCGUUGAAGAAUUGGAAGUCGCGAUGGAAAAUGCUACAUUGACACAAAGUCAAUUGUUAGAUAGAAAUGUCUUUUUACGAGAAGAAAUAGAACGACUUGAUGAGGAAGCUACACAAGCAUUAUAUGAGCAAAGUACAAUGGAGAAUGACGUAAAAGAAGUGAAGAAUCUGAGAUCAGAGAAUGCAAAACUUAUCACGGAAAAUGAAAGGCUCAAAAAAGAACUAAAACAAGGAACUAAUUUAAAUGAAGAAAGAGAAAUCCACGAAAUUCGUGAAAUCCGUGAUAUAAAUAACAAAUCUACAACUAAUCGACGUGUUUCAUUCUUGAGUUUCUUUGGUACGGACACAGGACCUAAAAAUAACACAAAAAGAAGGAACUCAGAUUUACAAAUUUCAGAAUGCAUAGGUGAAUGUAUCGCGAAAAAACGAGCAGAUAAUGCGGAACAGAUGUUGAAACAUGUUAAAUCAUUACUUGUUCAAAGUGAAGCAGCUAGGGAAGCCAUGAGCACACAACUAGAAGAAUUAAAUAAUUUGAUAAAUGGUUUCAGUGACAUUUCGGAUUUGGUUCCUUUCGAACCUGAGGAAAUAAAUUCUAAACCAAACCGGGAAAAACGAUAUUCGACAUUAUCUUUAGCAUCUUUUUUCGGUAGCGUAUCAUAG